Messenger RNA from Phaedon cochleariae (mustard beetle), 790 nucleotides. The record is from the annotation of a GenBank genome assembly. Lineage: Eukaryota; Metazoa; Arthropoda; Insecta; Coleoptera; Chrysomelidae.
UGAAUCGAAAACGAAAAUAAAAUUCAAAAUGGAGUGUGGAGCAUAAUAUUGAUGUUUUGUUUCAUCGAUAUUAUAUUAUAAAAUAAAUCGGUGGAUGUAAAAAAUUACGAAAAUAUAAGAAAAAUGUCGCGAUCUAUUCGUGCAGAAACUCGCAGUCGAGCAAAAGAUGAUAUUAAGAAAGUUAUGAAUGUUAUUGACAAAGUUCGACACUGGGAGAAAAAAUGGGUAACAAUUGGAGAUACCACUAUGAAAAUAUUCAAGUGGGUUCCAGUAACAACACAUGAACCAAAAAAACACCUGAAACAUAGAGAAAACAAGGAGAAUCUCCGAAAAAGUACUGUUUUGGAUACUUCUAAUUCAAACUCAAAUUUCAGCAUUGCUGAGGAUUCAAAUACUUGUUUUUCAACAGUCAGCGACUCUCAGGGACCAACAGAUUUUUCAUCAUCCCACAUGACUUUUUCUGAAGACUCAAAUUCACAAAGCAGUGAGAUGGUUCCUAUGAAAAGACUUAAAUCAGAUUGAUGGUUAAUUUUAAGUCUUAUGGAUAAGGAUGGAGCAAUCUGAAAUUCUGUCACCCACCAUGUUGGUGAUAUUAUUUAAUCAAUCUAUGAUUUUUGUAAAUUUAAACUUGUUCUAGAGUGUGUGUUCAGUAUUUAUAUUAAUUUUAAUGAUUUUAUACUCCAAACUGAUAAUUGUAUAUAAUUUCCUUAGAUAGGGUUAUUUGGGAUUAAAAGAUUCUGAAAAUGAGUUUUGAGGAUUUCUGUUAUUAGUGUUAUUAAAAAAUAUCCAA